AUGCAUCCGGAUAAGGCCUCUGGACCGGAUGGGAUGACUGCCUUUUUUUACCAGAAAGCAUGGGCUACGGUUAAAGCAGAUCUAGUGCUUUUGGUCAAUUCCUUCUUGCGGAAUGGAGAUUUUGAUAAAAGGCUCAAUGUGACAAAUAUCUGUCUUAUUCCAAAGGUGGAUAAGCCAACAAGGAUGACGGAGUUACGCCCCAUUAGCCUAUGCAACGUUGAGGUACUUAUUGCACAUUUUCGGAAAGCAGAACGGCUGAAACUUCUUACUGGAAUCAAGGUUUUGACUGCUAGUCCCGCCAUUUCCCAUCUCUUAUUUGUGGAUGACAGUCUCUUUUUCUGCCGGGCCACGAAGGAGCAAUGUGAAGUGGUGUUGGAUAUCCUUAAGAAAUAUGAAUGGGUUUAUGGCCAACAAAUCAAUUUUCAAAAAUUCUCGUUCCAGUUUGGACACACGGUGGAUUCUAACCUCAGGGAAGAAUUAAAAGGAGUUCUGGGGAUCACAAAUUUGGGUGGUAUGGGAUCUUACUUAGGUAUCCCGGAAAGCCUGGGUGGGGCUAAGACGAAAAUAUUUUCGUUUGUUCAGGACAAAUUGCAAGCACGGGCAAGUGGGUGGCCGGCUAGGCUUUUAUCAAAAGGGGGUAAGGAGGUGAUGAUCAAGUAUGUUGCUACGGCUGUCCCUACUUUUGUGAUGUCGUGUUUCAGACUACCUAAGACGGUUACGAGGAAGUUGACUAGUGCAAUUUCUAAUUUUUGGUGGAGUUCAUCUGGACAAUCACGAGGACUACACUGGGUGGCGUGGGAUAAACCAUGUAAUGGUAAAGAUGCAGGGGGUUUAGGUUUCCGGUGCUUGGAUGAUUAUAACACCGCUCUGCUAGCAAAGCAGCUCCGGUGUUUGAUCACAGUACCAGAGUCAUUUUUUGCACGAUUUUUUAAAGGACGAUACUAUCGGCUCUCUGAUCCUUUGGAUCCAAUUAAAUCUUACUCGUCGUCUUAUGGGUGGCGAAGUUUCUGCUCGCUCUCUGGUUAA
This is a messenger RNA of Camelina sativa (false flax), 1026 nucleotides long. The record is from RefSeq and is a predicted model, not a curated record. NCBI's taxonomy places the organism in Eukaryota, Viridiplantae, Streptophyta, Magnoliopsida, Brassicales, Brassicaceae.